Molecule: messenger RNA, 1910 nt
Organism: Trematosphaeria pertusa
Lineage: Eukaryota; Fungi; Ascomycota; Dothideomycetes; Pleosporales; Trematosphaeriaceae
Product: dihydrolipoyllysine-residue succinyltransferase component of 2-oxoglutarate dehydrogenase-like protein complex
Exons: 7
Coding region: 57-1505 (482 amino acids)
Biological process (GO): tricarboxylic acid cycle
Cellular component (GO): oxoglutarate dehydrogenase complex
Molecular function (GO): dihydrolipoyllysine-residue succinyltransferase activity
Source: RefSeq, a predicted model, not a curated record
CCUCCCAUCCCGCCAGUCCCCUCCUUUUGGACGCGCUCUGCCGCCUGUCGCCCGCAAUGUCUGGCCAGCAGUGUCUCCGCCGCCUAGCGGCCUCUCCGCCGCCAUUGCGAGCCAUGCCGACGCUUCGCGCCUCCUCGAGAGCUGCCCGGUUACCGGCAACCGCCAAUGCGACACGCAGCUACUCUGCCGUAUCAAGAGCGGCAUCAUCCGGCCUCCUGGGCCAGGCCUCAAAACGGCCCGCACAGCUAUUCCCGCCGCGCAUUGCCCUCGUCGCGCAGUCACGGAGCUAUGCCGACAAGAUCGUCAAGGUGCCCCAGAUGGCCGAGUCCAUCACGGAGGGUACAUUGAAGCAGUGGUCCAAGCAGGUGGGCGACUUCGUUGAGCAAGAUGAGGAAAUUGCUACCAUUGAGACGGACAAGAUCGACGUCUCCGUGAACGCACCCGAUGCCGGUACCAUCAAGGAGUUCCUGGUCAACGAGGAGGACACGGUCACAGUCGGGCAGGAGAUCGUAAAGAUGGAGCUGGGUGGGGAGCCUUCCGGUGGUGCAAAGGAGCAGGCAAAGGAAGAGCCGAAGGAGCCCGCGACCAGGGACCAAGAAACGUCCUCGCAGCCUGAGGGCGGGCAAGAGAAGACCCAGGAACAGCCAAAGCAGGAGGAGAAGCCACAGCCUCCGAAACAAGAGUCGAAGCCCGAACCUCCCAAGCAGGAAUCCAAGCCCCAGCCUCCGCCGCAGAAGCCAUCACCACCCAAGGAGCCUAAGGAGUCGGACACGAAGCAGGCUCCCGCGCCAGGGAACCGCGAAGAGCGACGUGUCAAGAUGAACCGCAUGCGCCUACGGAUCGCCGAGCGUCUCAAGCAAUCGCAAAACACGGCAGCCGCCCUCACCACCUUCAAUGAGGUUGACAUGUCUUCCCUUAUGGAGUUCCGCAAGCUCUACAAGGACGAGAUCCUCAAGAAGCAGGGUGUGAAGCUUGGUUUCAUGUCCGCCUUCUCCCGCGCCUGCGUGCUCGCGAUGAAGGAUCUACCGGCAGUCAACGCCUCCAUUGAGGGGCCCAAGGGCGGCGAUACCAUUGUCUACCGCGACUACGUCGAUAUUUCUGUAGCUGUCGCGACCGAGAAGGGUCUAGUUACGCCCGUUGUGCGCAAUGCCGAGUCUAUGGACUUGGUGGCUAUUGAGAAAUCUAUCGCCGACCUUGGUAAGAAGGCGAGAGAUAAUAAGCUCACAAUCGAGGACAUGGCUGGGGGUACCUUCACUAUCAGCAACGGCGGCGUUUUUGGCAGUUUGAUGGGUACGCCCAUCAUCAACUUGCCCCAGACUGCUGUGCUGGGUCUGCACGCGAUCAAGGAAAAGCCCGUGGUCGUGAACGGCAAGGUGGAGAUUCGACCAAUGAUGUACCUUGCUCUGACGUAUGACCACCGUCUGCUCGACGGGAGGGAGGCCGUGACCUUCCUGGUAAAGGUCAAGGAGUUCAUCGAGGACCCCAGGAAGAUGCUCCUUGGUUAAAUGCUCGUCUCUCCUUUGUUUUAGCAUUUUGUUGUACCUGUGCAUUUCCGGACUACAUGCCGCUGUCUAUACAUGUGAGGCAUAGGGCAGUUGGGUCCGACCGAUAUGUGGGGUGGAUUAGCAUGGUUGGGGAAAUGUACGACUAGGGUGCAGAUGAAUACACGAGCGAUUUUGUACAGCAUAUUACGAUGGCGUACUCGUGUGUGUGAGAGAGAGUGAGAGAGAGAGAGAGAGAGAGAGAGAAGGGGGGCCUCUGCUUGAGUGAUGCUAUGUAUGGGCUCCUAUGCCUCUGCCGUCCGGUAGGGUAUUACGACGGGUCUCUAGUUGUUCAGAACAUUAACAUGGAUUUCUAGCAGACUCUCUUUUGUUAUAAUAUUAAUUCCGCUCUUUUAGUCAGCUUCCUUG